CAUUAACAAGAAGCACCUGGAACGCCGGUAGUCAGAAAGCGCUAUAGAGACUUAUAAACCGUAAGUUCAGAUUGUGCGUACGGGACGCUUUGCGCAAAGUCUUCCGCUUAUGCGACCAUUGAAUUCCGCAAAAAAUAUUCGGAAUCGGGAUCAGUGUCCCGUUGUCAAGUCUUUUGGUCACCUUUCUUGUCUACAUAUUAUGCUUCGCUCCGCUUCAGACAUUUCCGGUCUUCCUUGCUCGGAAUCUUACUGAUCAUAGAAGUCUUUCAACCUCCACGAACCUCAAUCCCACAAGUCACGAGCUUGAGCCUGGACUAUGAGUGGCGACGCCUCCGACGACGAGGUCCCAGAUCUCGUCCAACCACCCACCGCCAACAAUGACGAUGACGAGCCUCCCACCCUCAUCUCCACAACUCCUUCCAUUUCCCUCAAAAUUAAAGUCCCCAUAACGAUAAUAACCGGCUAUCUCGGCGCGGGCAAAACCACGCUGCUCAACUACAUUCUCACGGCCUACCACGGCAAGCGCAUCGCCGUGAUUCUCAACGAAUUCGGCGACUCCAUCGACAUUGAAAAACAACUCACCGUGUCGGAUGCAAAUUCAACAUCUGCCUCGAAAGUGCCCUUUGUCCCACUAGCAAAUGGCUGCAUCUGCUGCUCCGUCAAAGAUGUCGGCGUCGCAGCGAUCGAGAAUUUGAUGGAAGCAAGCGGGGAUUUCGACUACAUUCUGCUCGAGACCACGGGGCUUGCGGAUCCAGGAAACGUGGCACCGCUGUUCUGGUUGGACGAGGGGCUAGGGUCGUCAAUUUUCUUGGAUGGCAUUGUUACGCUGGUUGAUGCGAAGAAUCUGCUCAAAAGCUUGGAUGAGGGAUAUGGCGAUGACGAGGAGGCGCUGGAGGGAAGGAAAGAGGAGCACGGGCACCAGGGUCCGCUGUUGACAACGGCGCAUUUGCAGAUUUCGCACGCAGACGUGGUCAUUAUUAACAAGACUGACUUGGUUUCGGAAGAAGAGCUGGAGGCAGUCAAGCAGCGCGUGCGGUCUAUCAAUGCGCUCGCGAAGGUGUCCACGACAAUGAAAGCGGAGGUGCCGACGCUGGAGGGCUUCAUCCUCGAUCUGCACGCUUACGAUGCCGUCUCGGCUGAUGAUCUGACUUUCGCGGAGAAAGGCCACAGCCAUAUAGACCCCUCGAUCUCCACGUCUACAAUUGCCUUUCCUGCGCUGAGGGAUGAGCAGGUAGACAGGUUCGACAAGUGGCUGCGGACGGUGCUUUGGGAGGAUAAACUGCCUGAUGGCAAGGCGCACGGGAAGUUCGAAAUCCACCGAUUGAAAGGACGCAUACCAGUCGUCGGCGCAAACGUACUUUUAGUACAGGGAGUGAGGAAUGUGUACGAUGUGAACGAGGGUACAGAGACGACUUCUGAGGAUAAUAGCGCCAAAUUGGUGCUCAUUGGGAAGGGCGUCGGACAGAGAGAGUUCGAGGAGAGCUUGUUGGCCACGCUAACGUAAACAAAAGAUUUACUGUCAUGCUCGUUC
Messenger RNA from Paraphaeosphaeria sporulosa, 1531 nucleotides. RefSeq names its product COBW domain-containing protein 1. Gene Ontology annotation, cellular component: cytoplasm. NCBI's taxonomy places the organism in Eukaryota, Fungi, Ascomycota, Dothideomycetes, Pleosporales, Didymosphaeriaceae. The coding region runs from base 317 to 1504 and encodes 395 amino acids. The record is from RefSeq and is a predicted model, not a curated record. The transcript has a single exon.